UAGUCCUAGGUGUCGUAGUGAUCGCUAGAAUGAAUUUUAUUGUAAUUAGUGAAAAUUAUAAUUAUUAUUUAAAUAAUCUUUGCAAAAAUGAAUUUUUUGGUAUACAUUUUAUAUGAAUUUUAUUUAAAUUGUUUUUUUAGACGUUUAAAAUCUCAAUGAACAAUGAGCAUUGACCAUCUUGUACAUCCGCCUCCAUUUUUAUAGCUAGUUCACACUAUACUAAUCCAUUAAGCUAGUCGGAAUUUCGUGUAAAAAAUAACUCUAUAAGGAAAAAUUAAUAGUUGCAUCAUAUUAUAAACAAUGUUACGGAGAUAUUGUUUAAGAAACUUCAGUUUUAUAAAAAAUAUUAAUCAUUGUAUUCGUAACUUGACUAACAUUUCUGAACCCAUCAGGAAAGAAGCAGGAAAGCGCAUCAAAGUACAGGGGUGGGUAAAAGCAUUAAGAAAAAUGAAAGAAGUUGUAUUCAUUGACAUAAAUGAUGGUUCUAAUUGUAAACACAUACAAGUUGUGAUCAAAAAAGUUGAUAGUCCUAAUAACUUAAGUUAUGGAAGUUCCGUUACAGUGGAAGGUGAAAUUGGUUAUGCUCCCGAUGGAAAAAUGGAAAUAAAGUCUGAUGAUAUCCAAGUUAUUGGAUCUGGUAAUCUUGAUGAAGGUUACCCUUUCUUACCGCGAAAAAAGUACUUGGACGAAUAUGUUAGACAAUUUUUACAUUUAAGAAUGAGAACUCGGCAGUUUUCUAGUGUCCUUAGGUUAAGGGAUUUAGCAUCUUUUGCUUUAGCAGAUCAUAUGAGAAGUCGAGGAUUUAUCAACAUUCAUACACCAAUUCUCACGUCAAACGAUUGUGAAGGCGCAGGAGAGAUAUUCACGGUAAAACCAGAAUCUCAACAAUUACUUAACGAAAUGAAGAAAGAAAAUCAAAGUAUGGAUUCAGUUUACUUCAAUUCUAAAGCUUUUUUGACUGUAUCUGGACAACUUCAUUUAGAAACCAUGGCCAGGGCCUUGUCUAAGGUUUACACGUUCGGUCCAACAUUCAGAGCAGAGAAUUCCAAAUCUAGACUUCAUCUUUCUGAAUUUUAUAUGAUGGAAGCAGAAUUAGCAUUUAUAACAGAUAUUAAAGAGUUAGCAGAAGAGGUUGAGCUAUUAGUAAAAGCAAUUACCAGGGCGCUUGUUGAAAAAGGAAUGUCUGAUAUGGAAAGACUGAAUGCACAAAUACCGAGUUGGAUUGAUAAAGAUUUCUCAUUUUUAACACAUAAUGAAGCAUUUAAUAUUCUUGAAAAACAUCCAGAUCAAUUUAGUACUCCUGCAAAACGAAAUGAAGCUCUUGCCAAAGAACAUGAAUUAUUUUUGGUAAAAUAUAAUGAUGGAAUUCCAUUAUUUAUAAUCGACUGGCCAAAAGAGAUGAAGCCUUUCUACAUGAAAGAGUGUGAUGGUGACUCGUCAAAGGUUGCAGCUUUAGAUUUAUUAGUGCCGUUGGUUGGAGAACUGGUUGGUGGAAGCUUGAGGGAGGAUAAUUAUGACAAAUUGAAACUUAAAAUAUCAUCGAAACCUGAUUUAUCAUGGUAUUUAGAUCUGAGAAAAUUCGGAAAUGUUCCGACUGGUGGGUUUGGUUUGGGUUUCGAUAGAUAUCUUCAAACUGUUCUGGGAAUUACUAACAUCAAAGAUGUUAUUCCUUUUCCAAGAUGGCCACACAAUUGCAGUCUAUGAAUAAACUUUUUUAGGGUUUUGUGUU
Messenger RNA from Chelonus insularis, 1729 nucleotides. RefSeq names its product asparagine--tRNA ligase, mitochondrial (gene AsnRS-m). NCBI's taxonomy places the organism in Eukaryota, Metazoa, Arthropoda, Insecta, Hymenoptera, Braconidae. Gene Ontology annotation, molecular function: ATP binding; nucleic acid binding; asparagine-tRNA ligase activity. The transcript has 4 exons. Gene Ontology annotation, biological process: asparaginyl-tRNA aminoacylation. Bases 301 to 1704 code for a protein of 467 amino acids. The record is from RefSeq and is a predicted model, not a curated record. Gene Ontology annotation, cellular component: mitochondrion.